Phodopus roborovskii (desert hamster) is the source of this 3093-nucleotide messenger RNA. RefSeq names its product hes related family bHLH transcription factor with YRPW motif like (gene Heyl). Gene Ontology annotation, cellular component: nucleus. Gene Ontology annotation, biological process: Notch signaling pathway; anterior/posterior pattern specification; regulation of neurogenesis. Lineage: Eukaryota; Metazoa; Chordata; Mammalia; Rodentia; Cricetidae. Gene Ontology annotation, molecular function: DNA-binding transcription factor activity, RNA polymerase II-specific; RNA polymerase II cis-regulatory region sequence-specific DNA binding; protein dimerization activity. The transcript has 5 exons. Bases 155 to 1123 code for a protein of 322 amino acids. The record is from RefSeq and is a predicted model, not a curated record.
GCUAGUCAGACAGACAGGAAGUCAGACUUAAGAAGGAAAACAAUGCUGAAUUGGGAGCCAGAAGAUCGGUUCCCAUGUUGCUCUGCUCCUUAGCAGCUGUGUGGGCUGGCCAAGCCACUUUGGCUCCCCGAGGCUCAGCAUCCUCAUCUGGAAAAUGGACUUUUAUAAAACCCAGAGGAGAGAGAUGCUUGGCAUUAGUGCCAAGCAAACUGUAAGCCAGAUGGCCAGACCACUGACCACCCCCAGCCCUUCGCAGAUGCAAGCCCGGAAGAAGCGCAGAGGGAUCAUAGAGAAACGGCGCCGAGACCGCAUCAACAGCAGCCUUUCCGAAUUGCGACGCUUGGUGCCCACGGCCUUUGAGAAACAGGGCUCCUCCAAGCUGGAAAAGGCCGAGGUCUUGCAGAUGACAGUGGAUCACUUGAAGAUGCUCCAUGCCUCUGGUGGCACAGGGUUCUUUGAUGCCCGAGCCCUGGCUGUAGACUUCCGGAGCAUUGGCUUUCGGGAAUGCCUCACCGAGGUCAUCAGGUACUUGGGGGUCCUGGAAGGACCCAGUAGCCAUGCAGACCCUGUCCGGAUUCGCCUUCUCUCCCACCUCAACAGCUAUGCAGCUGAGAUGGAGCCUUCACCCACACCGACUGGUGCUCUGGCCUUCCCUGUGUGGCCCUGGUCCUUCCUCCAUAGCUGUCCAGGGUGGCCUUCCCUGAGCAGCCAGCUCGCUAUUCUGGGAAGAGUACCUGGCCCUGUCCUCCCCAGUGUCACCUCUCCCACUUACCCCAUCUCAGCCCUCCGGUCCACACCGGUCCACAGAGUGGCUGGUACCAUCCUGCCAGCACGGAGGAAUUUGUUGCCCAGCCGAGGGGCAACUUCCACCCAGAGAGCCCAUCCUCCUGAGAGGCCAGCCGCCCCUCCCCCCACAGCCCCCGGUAGCAGGGCUGCCAGGAGCAACCAUGUAGUCCGCAACAUGCCAUCUUCCUCUCCAACUGCCCCUGGAGCUGGGAAAUCUGAUGACAGUGUGUCCGGUCCCAUCUCCAGUCCUUCUCCUCUGGGGACAACUGGGAGGCCUGCAGGAGCAGUACUCUAUCACUCCUGGGUGUCUGAAAUCACUGAAAUUGGGGCUUUCUGAGCUGACCCCCCCCCCACACACACACACAAAACCAUCCCCUAGGAAUGAGGAACAUUCUUACUUUCCCUCAUGAGCUCUGAAAAUGCUGCCUCCUCUUCUGGAAUGGCUUCUAUACAAAGACAUCUCUCCUUGUCCCUCAGAACCCCACCCCCACCCUCCUCACCAACAAUCCUGCUGCCAGCCUGGUUCCCCUGCGGCCUUUUCAGAGCUCAGAGCCUUAGUCUCAUCUCCCACAGGCAUAGAAGCGUUGUAUGGUGCCUUGUGGCCACCUCGGUAUUAUGGACCCAGUACCGUGGACCUUGGGCCUGGAGUUGAAGCUUUAACCUAAAGAUUCCAUGGAGGGGUAGGCUGCUCACAUGAAGAGGUGGGACUCCCAGUCCUGAGGACUGGUGGGAUUCAGCCACCCCAGGCCAACAGGAUGGAACGCACUGUCUGCCUUCACUUCCUGAGAUAGAAACGAAGCAGGAGCUAUUGAGAUGUCUGCAGCCUGCCCCGUAACAGUGAAGCACAGGGCAGAUCUGUCCAUCUGUCCUCCAAUCAGCUAAGGCCUAUAGCUUCCAUCAUCCCGUUUUCAGAUGCACACACGGCCAGCCACGAAGGCUGGACAAGCCAGGCCAGGAGGAUUCCUCACAGUAGCGAAGCUCUGUGGCAGGGUGUUCUACCGCCAGCUCUCAGACAGGAGCCAGGCCUGAAGAUCAACAAGAGAGCGCCACUCCCCUUCUCCUGGGCACCAUCCUCCAGGACUACGGCCCUUCCCUCAGGGUCCCCUGUGUGCAGGACCUGUGACCCUGAUGGUGGCACCCCAAGAGGCUUUCUCUUGGGAUUCAGCGCCAGACAUCUGAGCUGCCUGGUUUGCAUCCGGCUCCUAGAGCCCAGACUGCUGCCACAGCCAAGGGCUGUCAGGCUGGAUAAAAAUAACUCAGAGGAGGGGGAGAACAGGCAGAGGCAGCUGGGCUCUCCAAGGUCAUGCAGUGGGUCGAGGGCCUGAGAGCCUGCUCACCCACAUUUCACACAGCUGGCUCUGCUCAGAGGCCAGCCCCGCCUCAGGCAGCUCGCCUCUCUAAUGGGAAUAAAUGACCAGCGGUACACCAGACACUGAACUGACAUUUAGGGUUGCCCUAUCUGUACACAAAGUGUGGAAACACUUCUGUCCCCUCCAGUGGGCACCUGCUUCCACAGUUCCCCUGAGGACCACCCACCAUGCCAUCUGGGAAUGCCCUGGUUAAUGCCUGUCAAACCAAGAUUUUUAUUCACUGGUGCUGGGGCCAUGCUGAAUAUGAAAUACUUUCAAGGUUGUCUCAGAAAGCCUCCCCCCUCCCCCGUCCCAGCCUUCGAUGGAACCAUGGUCCUCAGAGCUGUAAUAAGGGCACAAGAGUAGAGUUUACAAAACCAUGGGCGCAAAAGGGUCAUUUCAGAAAAGCAGGGCAGAGGGCAGAGGCUACCUGAGUGGCCUAGAAAGCUUUAGUGCAUAAGUCAAGAAGAGAUAGACUUCCUUCUCUCCUUAGUGGAAGCAGGCAUUUUCAUCUUGCUGCCAUGUUAGACCCGUCUGAAGGCAUCCCUGUGGAGUGCAUCGUUCAGGAAGGGUAGAAGAGUCAUGCAGGGGGUGGGGAGAUGUGAUAGAGGUUCCUGGAUAUUAGGGUCUUACUGCAGCCUGCAGUUUGGCAGCUCCUAGCCACAUUCACUCAGGGCUGCACUACGGGAAACACAUUUCUGCGUUGCAGGUACCUGAACUGCAAAGCAGUCUGUUGACCCCGUGGAAAUAUGGCAGAAAUGGCUGAACCCUUUGAGCAUCUAUCCUGGUUGAUCUUGGGUUCCUUGCCUCAGGACACUGGGCAGGUGACCCUUCCCCCGACACCCAACUGAGUAUUCAAGUCUCCUGUUUCUAAUCCCAAGUCUUUCUGGUGCCCCCAACAUUCUCAUCCCACCGCAGGGUGUCACAGACAAGCAAUAAAGAUGUUUAGUUCUGGAAA